CAGCAGGCCGCUGGCCUCCCACAAAAUGUUUGUACCUACUGCGGGUGGAUUUGCGGUUCCAGGAUCAGACUCCUGAGUCAUCUCAGGACCCAUAUACAAAUCUGUGGUAUAGAUCAUCCUCUAAUCGAGGGAUUGCUAAUCAUCAUAAAGCAGACACUUGCUUAGAAGUUCACUGUCCUGCACAUGAACUUGGCAAAGGCAUAGCUAGCGUUGCUGAAAAACAGGCACUCCCAGGAAGUCCUAGGCCCUGGGUAUUCAUAUAAACACAUUCCGGAAGGAAAGCUCAGGUCCACCCUAGCACAGAGGUGCGAUAUAAGCACAAUCCUGGGAGCUGGCACAGGAACACACGACCCCAAGUAAGACAAGGAUGGGAGGACAGGCUGAUGGAUGAACUUGUUUGUAUUGAUGUAUGGAAGGAGAAGUCGCUGGAGGGGCACCUGUGUCCAGCUGAGGGGGCUGCAGAAAGUCCCGCUGCUGGCUGAGCUGGUCCAUUGUCAUAGGCAUACAUGUGCUAGUGUACCUGUAACCAGGGAGCCACGGUGCUAGGACCAUACUUGGUCAACAAUAAUCCUGGGCAAGGGCCUUUGCCGCCGAACCAAGUGUGUGGUCUUUGUAGGUAGUGCUAUCAAGGUCUUCUGGGCCAGCUACCUGUGCAGGGCUGGGACAGCACGCAGAGAGAACACACACACCCAACUGUCACUACUGAGAACCCACUGAUGCAUGACUGAGUCACAAAGGUCCUCCUGAUGUCACAGGACAAGGACAAUAGAAAAGGCAGAUCUCUCUCCUGCUCAGCGGCUGGUGAGAGGAGAGGGCUAGAAGUGUCUCCAGGCAGGGACCCAAAGUCUGAGUGACUGACAGGAUACUCUCUGCCUCGUUCUGCCACCAUGAAGUUCCAGAGGAAGAGGGAUAUCAAGCAGCAGAUCCGGGAGCUGCGUGCCAUCAUCUCACUGCAAGAGCAAGGGAAGAAGCUUUUUGCACAUUCGACGGAGGAGAAGCUCACUCAGAACAAAGGGCUCAUCAGCUUCCUGCGCGGGAAUGUGCACGACGAGAUGUGCACCCUGGGCGUGGCUCAGAAGUACGACCAGGUGACGAUUUCCCAGGCAUGCUGGGAUCAAAAGCACUUGAAGAUGCAUUUAGCCAGGAGCACCGUGGAGGCUGCCCGAGAGAAGCUGCAAAACUCCAUCUUUGACAGGAUGAACGUGCACAACGUGCUGCUGUACGAGGUGACGAGGCGGGGCGGGAUGCUGGAGGAGCUGCAGCGAAAGCUGCAACACCUGGCAGACAUGGAAGGAGCAGACAGACAGGGCCAGAUACAGCUGCAGGUGAUUCGUCAGCUGGAGAAUAACAUAGAGAAAAUGCUGAUGAAAAUCAGGACUGGUGAAAAGAUUUAUUACCUGUAUCUGAAGAUGGUGGAUUUCCUGAAGGAUGAAUUAGCCCAGCUCCCUUUGCAGCUGGACGUCCUUCAGCACAUGGUAGAAGUCUACCAGGUGGAGCUGAAGGGCAUGAGACUGAUGGCUGUGGAUGCCACCGAAGCGACAGAAGCAGCCAAGAUGGACAUGACCAAUAUGGAAACCGAAUUCAUUGCAGAGAGAAGGUUCAGGGAGAAUUCCCUAAACUUCCAAAAGAAGCAGAUUGACAGGAUCCGGGUCAAGGAUGCGAGCGAGCGGCACAGGAGAGUGCAGGCCAGGCGAGAGCUCAAUGUGGAUUUCCCAGUCCUGAUAUUGCGUGAGUCGCUGAAAGGUGCAAAGCUGGAGGCCUCCAAAGCCCAGAUUGAGCAUCAGGCCCAAGUGACGUCUGAGGUAGACAAGAUAAAGUGUGCAGUGCAGUGCUCACAUCUCUGGGACAUCGCAGGGAGGUUCCUGGCCCAGCAGAAGACUGGGGAGAACCUGCAACAGCAGAUAGUGGAGUGUGAGCAGAAGCGUGAGGAGCUGGAGGCCAAGCUGAAGGAGCUGGAACUGGAACGUGCUGAGCUGAAAUUCCACCAGACCCCAAGCUCCAUAAGCUCUAGAAAACUGGCGGAAGAACUGAAGAAGAAUUUGGAGGCGGAAGAGGUCCGGCUACACCAAGUGCACACCCAAAUGCUGAAGAAUCAGGAGCUUCUGCUCAGCUUUGAAAAUGGCGUUGACAACCUCCUAAUUCGCCUGUGCGGGAUCACUGUGCCUGGCCAUGGUGACAUUCGCGUGGACACCAGUGACACUUACGACAAGCUGCAGUUCUGUGAGACAAAGCUGCUGCACUUGACAGAGGUCAUGACCCACCUUCCAUCCUACAACUUCAGCAGGGAGGAGAACAAUGAGACCUAUGUGAAAGUUAGGAAUUUCCUGGAGGAAAGUACAAGGAAUGAGCGUCAGAACCUGAAGAUUUCUUUUGAGGAUGAAGAAGAUGCUGUUAGAGAUGCCUUUGAUUUUGCGGACAUUGACCACAGCUACGUGCCCAACCGGGACGAGAUCAAAAAGCAGGGUGUGCGCCUGAUUGAAACCGUGACCAAGGCUGCCAAGAAGAAGCAGCGAGGAGGCCGGAAAGGCGCCUAA
This is a messenger RNA of Malaclemys terrapin pileata, 2534 nucleotides long. RefSeq names its product coiled-coil domain containing 183 (gene CCDC183). Bases 888 to 2534 code for a protein of 548 amino acids. NCBI's taxonomy places the organism in Eukaryota, Metazoa, Chordata, Testudines, Emydidae. The record is from RefSeq and is a predicted model, not a curated record. The transcript is spliced from 14 exons.